This is a messenger RNA of Oldenlandia corymbosa var. corymbosa, 923 nucleotides long. The record is from the annotation of a GenBank genome assembly. Lineage: Eukaryota; Viridiplantae; Streptophyta; Magnoliopsida; Gentianales; Rubiaceae.
CGAUUUUGGGUUCAAAGAAAAAAAAAGGGGGAAAUUCCUGUGCCGCAACAAACCAGGUAGGGUUUCCCGUCAAAUUAAUCGUGCAGGCAAAAGUACUUUUGGCGUAAGAAGGAAGAUCAAAAGGAAGAUGUCGAGUAGCAGUGGUUCCAGAAGAAGAGUAAGAGAUAGGGUUCCAUAUCUGGAGAUGAGGAUUGGGAGUAAAGGAGAGGACUAUGCUCAGGUGACCCGGUUGCUGGAUAGGCGCGGCUUUUUUGAAGCUGUGGGUAUCAACGAUGGUAUCAAACGAGUCUGUCUUGCCGAAUUUAGUGGGCUUGACAAGGACCGUGUUUCCCCCGGAGACAUUGUCCUUGUCCCGGCGCCGGAGAGCCGUCCUGUUAUGAUCCUUCAUUACUACACCCCACCUGAAGUAAGGCUGUUGAAACUUCAUAUGCAGUUACCCAAGACUGUUCUGCUCAAUGGUGAACACAAUGAUGCUGUUGAAGAAGGGUAUGAAGGGUAUGAUUCUGAUUACGACCGGGUUUGAUGAUGGUGAUAGUGAAUAAUAUGGGACACUGAUGAUAAAUGGGUUCAUUCUGGUGAAUGCUCCUCUGACCCUCCAGUUGCAUGAGGAUGCUAUUUCUCUGUAAUUUGGUGUUAUUAUUAAGGCAUUCACAACAAUGAUAAAAUUGUUGUGUAAUGUCAGAGCAAAUAAACAACUCAUUCAUUGUGAGUGAGAUAAUGAUCUUAGGGAUGUAAAAAAUUUCACACGGGUUAAUUUGACAACAAGUUGGCGCGAGCGGAGCCUACAACAUCGCAAGCCUCCCUUUUUUCCUCUAUUUUUUUUUCUUUUCUUCAUAUGCAUUUUGCAGAUUUUUAUUUCCUUUUCCGUUUUUAUUUUUUUGGUUAAUUCUAUUUUUAUUUUCAAAAUAAUUUCGAUGAUGAGG